Messenger RNA from Alosa alosa (allis shad), 16189 nucleotides. It is a transcript of the gene birc6, whose product is annotated as baculoviral IAP repeat containing 6. Gene Ontology annotation, molecular function: cysteine-type endopeptidase inhibitor activity; ubiquitin conjugating enzyme activity. Gene Ontology annotation, biological process: negative regulation of apoptotic process; apoptotic process; regulation of cytokinesis. The record is from RefSeq and is a predicted model, not a curated record. Gene Ontology annotation, cellular component: nucleus. Lineage: Eukaryota; Metazoa; Chordata; Actinopteri; Clupeiformes; Clupeidae.
CUCCUGUCUGCGUAUGUAACGGAGUGCCCCUAGCGGUAUGGCGUGAAGUUCCGUAGCCUUUACGCUGUUACGCUAAUCCCGUCCACCUAAUACAAAAUCCAUUGAGGUGCGCCCGCAGUUUUCCUAGUAUCGAUGGUGAAUAGUUGCUGCUGCGGCAACGGGAGGAGGAGCAGAAGCCGCGGAAGAAGAGAGCUAGCAGUGGUAGCUAGUACAGCGGAGGUUUGGGAUUCGGUUUUUACCUUUUUACUCUGACUUGCACAUACAGAGCUCCCUGAAACAGAGCGGGGUUGGGAAAAUAAAGUGAAAAUGGCGGCCGCGGCCUCGCCGGGCUCCUGCUCGUCCACCUCCUCAGACUGGGUUGUGCUGAGAGACGGUUGCCUGCGUUGCGACGAGGAGGGCCUGCGAAGCCUCUCCUACCAUCCGGCCCUCAACGCUAUCCUGGCCGUCACAAGCCGGGGGAGUAUUAAAGUAAUCGACGGCACUUCUGGUGCCAUACUGCAGGCCUCGGCUUUGCACGCUAAACCCGGGGGACGUGUGAGGUGUCAGUACUUCCCGGCGGUGGACAAGGUCCUGUUUGUGGAUGACUACGCGGUGGGAUGUCGGAAGGACCUGAAUGGCAUCCUGCUUCUGGACACGGCGCUCCAGGCCCCGGUCUCCAAACCGGAGGACAUGGUCCAGCUGGAGCUGCCGGUUACCGAGGCCCAGCAGAUUCUCUCAGCAUGCCUGGAGAAAGUGGAUGUGUCCAACACCGAGGGAUACGACCUGUUCCUCACCCAGCUCAAAGAGGGCCUGAAGAAUACCUCACAUGAGACGGCCGCCAACCACAAAGUGGCCAAGUGGGCGACGGUGACUUUCCAUCUCCCGCACCACGUGAUCAAGGUGGUGGCCAGUGCCAUCGUGAACGAGCUGAAGAAGAUAAACCAGAACGUUGCUGCCUUGUCUGUGGCCUCGUCCAUCAUGGACAGGCUCUCCUACCUCUUACCGAGUGCCCGGCCUGAGUUGGGGGUGGGACCUGGACGCUCUGUAGAUAGAUCCUUGAUGUACAGUGAGGCAAACAGGAGAGAAACGUUCACGUCCUGGCCGCAUGCUGGCUACCGCUGGGCUCAGCCGGACCCCAUGGCCCAGGCGGGCUUCUACCACCAGCCUGCCUCCACGGGUGACGACCGCGCCAUGUGUUUCACCUGUAGUGUGUGCCUGGUGUGUUGGGAGCCCACUGAUGAGCCAUGGUCGGAGCACGAGCGACAUUCCCCCAACUGUCCAUUUGUCAAGGGCGAGCACACGCAGAACGUUCCGCUGUCAGUAACCCUGGCGACCAGCCCGGCACAGUUCCCCAGUCCGGACGGCUCGGACAAGAUUGCCUGCUAUGGCUUCGGCAGCUGCCCGCACUUCCUGGCUGCCGCCACCAAGAGGGGCAAGAUCUGCAUAUGGGACGUGUCCAAGCUGAUGAAGGUGCACUUGAAGUUUGAGAUCAACCCGUACGACCCGGUUAUUCUGCGCCAGCUCUUCCUGUCCAGCAGCGAGCAGGGCCUGGGCACAGAGUCCCGGAGGCCCACUCUGGCCUGGCUGGAGGACUCAUCCAGCUGCUCGGACCUGCCAAAACUUGAGGGGGACAGUGAUGAUCAGUUGGAGGACUCGGACAGUGAAGAGCAUUCCAGAUCGGAGUCAGUCACAGGUCACCCGUCUCAGAAGGAGAGCCUGGAGGUGAGCCUGGGGGUGACUGCGCUGAGCGUGCUGCAGCAGCCUGAGAAGCUGCAGUGGGAGGUGGUGGCCAGCGUGCUGGAGGACACCGUCAAGGACCUGGAGGAGCUGGGGGCCAACCCGGCGCUGCCGCAGGCCAAGGCCGACAAGGCCAAGGAGAAGCCGGCCGAGCAGCACAACAUUCCCUUCCCCUGCCUGCUGACGGGCGGUCUGCUCAGCUACCGCUCGGCCGCCAGCUCGCCGCUCACCGGGGGCCCGUCCUCGGGCCCCGCGCGACGACCACCUCCCCCUUCCUCCACCGCCGACGGACCCUUAAGGACUCAGGUCCCUGAGGCCACCCCCCUGGUGGUCGUGGCCCCCGACCAGGGUCCCAUGGAGAUCGAGACCUGCCACCCGGCCCCCGAGCUGGGCUCCCCCAGCCUCCCUGUCUCGCCCAUCCGCCGGACUAUCCCUGUGCUGCUCCUGUACAGCAUCAAGGAGGCGGACGAGAAGGUGAACGGCAAGGUGUUUGCGCAGAUGAACAACCUGAUGGGCAAGAGCCUGCACGAGGAAGGCUUCAGCGUGCCGCAGAUCAUCGAGAUGGAGUUCGACUCGCACGAGCAGCUGCUCCUGCAAGACCCGCCCAUCACCUACAUCCAGCAGUUCGCCGACGCCACUGCCCCGUGGCCGCCCACCGGCAGCGUCGGCGGCAACAGCGGCAUCGGCCCGCCCGACGCGCCUGAAAAGUGGGGUCCGCUGGCGCCCCCGAGGCCCGGCGCCCUGGUCCAGUGCCUGCGGCUUCCCAAAGAGCUGGAGGACGAGAACCUGUACGUGGACUCCAUCACGCCGUGCAGCGACGGCCUGCACCUGCUGGUGGGCCUGCAGCCCUGCUCGGUGGAGUCGCUCAGCGCCAUCAACCAGGUGGAGGCGCUCAACAACCUCAACCGCCUGCACUCGGCCCUCUGCAGUCGCGGCCGCAAGGACGAGCUCCAGGCGCUGCCCACGCUGGCCAACGGCCAUGAGGGCGGCCACGCGCCAGGCACCUCGCCCCAGCAGACGCCCCUCAUUCUGCCCCCCGACCAGCAGCAGCAGCAGCAGCAGCCCUCGUCCCGGGCGUUCGGGGGCAGUAUUGGCAGCGGUGGCGGCGGUGGCGGCUACCUGGUGCUGUACAAGCUGAACUACUCUACGCGCAUCGUGACGCUGGAGGAGGAGCCGGUGAAGGUGCAGCACAUCCGCGACCCGCGCGACGCCGUCACCUCGCUCAUCCUGCUGCCCGCCGACGUGCUGGACGGCCGCGAGGAAGACGGCGAGGACGCCUCGGAGGACACUCCGCCACCCGGCCUCAAGAACGGCCCGUGGCGCCGGAACGCCCGCCCGGACCUACCGCCCGGCGGGCGCCACGCACCAACACCAACGCCUCGCCCGUCCACGGCCAAGGAGAAGCUGGUGGUGACCACGCAAGCCGGCUACAUCAUGGUGCUAGACCUAGCCACGCUUGAGGUGCUGGCCAAGGUCGAGCCGCCCAUGAAAGAGGGCGGCGAUGAGGUGGACCCCUUCGUCUCCGUCACUUACUGCUCGGGGACUGACCGUCUGUGCGCCUGCACGAAAGGUGGAGAACUUCAUUUCCUUCAAAUUGGAGGUGUGUUUGACGAUAUAGAUGACGCCGACAUUUUUGUUGACGGCCCCCUUUCUAAAGGGGUUGACCAGCUGUUCGAAGGGACGAAGCCGUCCUCGAACCCCUCAAGCCCAGGGGUCACAGCGGGAGUUGACCUCCUGGUGGACCAAGUGCUGGGCGUGGAGAUGCUGUCGUCGCUGGUGGAGCUGACGCGCUUCGAGACGCUGACGCCGCGCUUCUCGGCCACGGUGCCGCCCUGCUGGGUGGAGGUGCAGCAGGAGCAGCAGCAGCGACGCCACCCUCAGCACCUGCACCAGCAGCACCACGGAGACGCCGCGCAACACACACGCACAUGGAAGCUGCAGAGCGACAGCUCCAGCUGGGACGAGCACGUGUUUGAGCUGGUGCUGCCCAAAGCGUGCAUGGUGGGCCACGUGGACUUCAAGUUUGUGAUGAACGCCAACAUUACCAACAUUCCACAGAUCCAGGUCACCCUACUGAAGAACAAGGCCCCAGGAUUAGGCAAGGUCAACGAGACAGCAGUGGACAGGCAGAUCACCUUCCCCCUGUCUCAGGCCCUGCACACCAAUGGCGAGAGGAAUGGCCAGCCUCUCCUACAUGACUUUGCAGAGGACAUCCAGUUCAUGGAUAUCGAGGAAUCACCAGGUUCCAGGCUUUGUCCCUUUCUCGAGGACCAUAAGGAGGACAUCCUCUGCGGCCCUGUGUGGUUGGCCAGUGGCCUCGACCUCUCAGGCCAUGCUGGGAUGUUGAGCUUAACAAGUCCCAAGUUGGUCAAAGGUAUGGCAGGGGGAAAGUACCGCUCGUUCUUGGUCCACAUCAAGGCGGUGAGCGACAAAGGCAUGGAGGAGAACCCGCGGCCAGUUGUCCGGAUGCCUUCCAAGCCCCAGAGCAGUAAAGCCCAGUCCCUGUCCUCCCUGCUGCAGCGGGCCCAGGCCUCCAAGGAAAAAGCCUCCACAUCUAAAGUGGAGCCUCCACCAGCAUCAAAGAAACCGGAUAACCUGCGUGGCUGUGACCUCCUACAGGAAGUGUCAAUCACAAUCCGGAGGUUCAAAAAGACCUCCAUACCCAAAGAAAGAAUCCAGCGCUGUGCUAUGCUGCAGUUCCCAGAAUUCCAUGAGAAGCUGCUCAACAGCCUGUGUAAGCGCUCGGAGGAGACGGCCAGUACUGAGCACGCUCAGAGUCUCAUUCUGGAUAUCCUCUGCUGGCUGGCUGGGGUCUACUCUAACGGACCCUGCAGUCCCAGAGAGGGGAAGGAGGGCCUCCUCAUCAAGACCAGGAAGCGGCUCAUAGAUAUGGUCAGAGUCUGCUUCUUCCAGGCGGGCCGAAGCAUAGCCCACAAAUGCGCACGUUUUCUUGCACUUUGUAUUAGUAAUGGUAAAGGAGACCCUGGACAGCAGGGAUUUGGUAUGGCUCUGUUGAAGGCGCUGCUGGAGAAUAUGCCUUACUUACCCGCAGCAGCUACUGGUGGUGCAGUGUUCUGGUAUUUUGUGCUGCUGAACUAUGUAAAGGACGAGGACCUGGCGGGCUGCAGCACGUCGUGCGCUUCCCUGCUCACGGCCGUCUCUCGGCAGCUGCAGGACCGCCUCACCCCCCUGGAGGCUCUGCUGCAGACCCGGUAUGGGCUGUACAGCUCCCCCUUCGACCCUGUGCUCUUUGACCUGGAGGUGAGCGGCUCCUCCUGUAAGAAUGCCUUCAACAGCAGCAUUGGAGUCCAGUCUGAUGAGAUCGACCUCUCCGACAUUCUCUCAGGGAACGGUAAGGUGAGCAACUGUGCGGCCGCAGAGGGCAGCUUCACGGCCCUGACCGGGCUCCUGGAGGUGGAGCCUCUGCACUUCACUUGCGUCUCCACGAGUGACGGUACCAGGGUGGAGAGGGACGACGCGAGUAUGUUCACCGUGAGCACGUUUGGGGUGACCCCCACAGUGGGCGGCCUGUCGGCGGGGUCGGUAGGCGAGGCGUCGACGGCGCUGAGCUCGGCGGCCCAAGUGGCGCUGCAGUCGCUGUCCCACGCCAUGGUGUCGGCCGAGCAGCAGCUCCAGGUGCUGCAGGAGAAACAGCAGCAACUUCUCAAGCUACAGCAACAGAAAGCCAAGCUGGAGGCCAAGCUGCACCAGACCACCUCGGCAGCGGCGGCCGCGUCCGGCGUGGGGCCCAUCCACAACUCCGUGCCUUCCAACCCCUCGGCCUCCAGCGCGCCGGGCUUCUUCAUCCACCCCUCCGAUGUCAUCCCGCCCACGCCAAAGACCACGCCGCUCUUUAUGACGCCCCCCCUGACGCCGCCCAACGAGGCCGUGUCGGCGGCCAUCAGCGUGGAGCUGGCCCAGCUCUUCCCCGGCUCCAUCAUGGACCCGCCCGCCGUCAACCUCGCCGCGCACAACAAGAACUCCCAGAAGGCCAAGCCGCAUCCUAUGGGCAGUGGGCUGGCGUUAGCCAUCUCUCAGGCCUCCCACUUUCUGCAGCCUCCCCCUCACCAGUCCAUCAUCAUAGAGCGCAUGCACUCAGGUGCGCGGAGGUUUGUGACGUUAGACUUCGGGCGGCCGGUGCUCCUGACGGACGCACUGAUCCCCACCUGCGGCGACCUGGCUUCGCUGUCCAUCGACAUCUGGACACUGGGCGAGGAGGUGGAUGGCCGGCGGCUGGUUGUGGCUACCGACAUCAGCACACACUCCCUCAUCCUGCAUGACCUGCUGCCCCCGCCUGUCUGCCGCUUCAUGAAGAUCACUGUGAUUGGCCGCUAUGGCAGCACCAAUGCAAGGGCCAAGAUCCCACUGGGCUUUUAUUACGGCCACACUUACAUCCUGCCGUGGGAGAGCGAGCUGAAACUGAUGCACGACCCCCUGCGGGGCGAGAGUGAGGCGGCCAGCCAGCCUGACGUGGACCAGCACCUGGCCAUGAUGGUGGCCCUGCAGGAGGAUAUCCAGUGCAGGUACAACCUGGCCUGCCACCGCCUGGAGACCCUGCUGCAGAGCAUCGACCUGCCGCCGCUCAACAGCGCCAACAACGCCCAGUACUUCCUGCGCAAGCCCGACAAGGCGGUGGAGGAGGACCAGCGCGUCUUCUCCGCCUACCAGGACUGCGUGCAGCUCCAGCUGCAGCUCAACCUGGCGCACCACGCCGUGCAGCGGCUGCGCGUCUCGCUCGGCGCCGGCCGCAAGGUGCUGCCCGACGCCUGCGACACCCGCGAGCUCGUCCACGGCUCGUCCACCGAGCAGCUGCGCACGGUCAUCCGCUACCUGCUGGACACACUCCUCAGCCUGCUGCACACCUCCAACGGACACUCGGUUCCCUCGGUUCUGCAGAGCACGUUCCACGCGCAGGCGUGCGAGGAGCUGUUCAAGCACCUGUGCAUCAGCGGCACGCCCAAGAUCCGUCUGCACACGGGGCUGCUGCUGGUGCAGCUGUGUGGGGGGGAGCGCUGGUGGGGCCAGUUCCUCUCCAACGUGCUCCAGGAGCUCUACAACUCCGAGCAGCUGCUCAUCUUCCCCCAGGACAGGGUGUUCAUGCUCCUGUCCUGUAUCGGCCAAAGAUCUCUGAGCAACAGCGGCGUCCUGGAGGGGCUCCUCAACCUGCUGGACUCGCUGCUCUCCCCCCUGCAGCAGUCCUCAGGCCACCAGCCCCGACGCACAGAAGGUGUGCUGGAUAUCCCCAUGAUCAGCUGGGUGGUGAUGCUGGUGUCCAGGCUGCUGGACUACGUGGCCAGCGUUGAGGAUGAGGCCAGCGCCUCCAAGAAGCAGCUGGGAGGGAAGGACCGGGAGAGGUCCUUCACAGGAAACCAGUGGAGCUUCAUCAACAACAGCCUACAGUCCCAGAACAUGAGCCGAUCAACCAAAGGCAACAGCAGCUUAGACCGCCUGUACUCCCGCAAGGUCCGCAAACAGCUGGUCCACACCAAACAGCAGUUAAAUUUGUUGAAAGCCAAACAGAAAGCUUUGAUGGAGCAAAUCGAGAAGGAGAAGAUCCAGAGCAACAAGAGCUCCUCGUACAAGCUCCUGGUCGAGCACGCCAAGCUCAAGCAAGCCACGUCUAAGGUGUUGGCGAGGAUAGCGAACGCCACGCGGCCCACCAUCCACCUGUGUGAGGUGGUGUCGGAGCAGCAACUGGAGAGGCUGCUGCUGCUGCUGGUGGGCACGGACUUCAACCGUGGGGACAUCUCCUGGGGCGGCGCCUGGGCCCAGUACUCCCUCACUUGCAUGCUGCAGGACAUCCUAGCAGGAGAGCUGCUGUCCCCCGCGUCCCUGGAGGGCAUGGAUGACGGGGCGGCCAUGGGGGAGGAGGCGGGCGCGGCGGCAGCGUGUGGCGGCGCCGCUGCGGCAUGCGCGGGAGCCUCGCCCGAGCCCGAGGAGGCCCUGGCCCAGCCCUCGCCCCUCCCCCUGGUGGAGAGCAUCGACGAGGCCCUGGCACCCGAUAUCAUCGCAGGUACUCCCGGGAGCUCGUCCUCGGUUUUCCAAAGUGCUCCACCUCUGUCAUCUUUGGAAAAAGAUAAAGACAUAGACUUUGACUUGCUACAAGACCUCAUGGAUGUUGAUAUUGAUCCUUUAGAUAUUGAUUUGGAAAAAGACCCCCUCGCCGCCAAAGUUUUUAAGCCAAUUGGCAGCACCUGGUAUGACUACUGGGGCGCUGACUAUGGCACCUAUAACUAUAAUGCCUAUGUAGGGGGCGCAGGCAUACCUGUGUCCAAGCCUCCGGCUCCUGCUGAGAAGCCCGGGGCCCAAAGCCUGUCAGUGUCUGUCUCACAAGCUCUAGAUGCGCGUCUAGAGGUGGGUCUGGAGCAGCAGGCGGAGCUCAUGCUGAAGAUGAUGGCCACUCUGGAGGCCGACUCCAUCCUGCAGGCUCUCACCUCCACCUCCCCCACCGUGGUCCAGUCCUCAAAUGGGACGGACGACUCCUUGCUGCGGGGGCUGCACAGCUCCCCACCUGGCAGCAGUCUUAUGGUGCAGCCUUCCUCCAUCCCCAUGCUGAGUGCCUGCUUCAACAAGCUCUUCUCCAUGCUGCAGGUGCACCAUGUCCAGCUGGAAUCUCUGCUGCAGCUCUGGCUGACCCUCAGCCUAAACUCAUGUCCAGGUGCCGCAGACGACAACGGCUCAGACAUCUUCCUGUUCAACGCCAGCCGGGUGCCCACCAUUCCCCUCAACCAAGCCUCCAUUAGUAGUUUCCUCACAGUACUGGCGUGGUAUCCCAACACCUCCCUGAGGACCUGGUGUCUGGUGCUGCACAGCCUCACGCUCAUGACCAACAUGCCCUCCAGUGCCUCCAGCAGUGGGAUGGGCGGCCACGAGAGCACGGCCCAGCAGAUGGUGUCAGAGCUCACGCUUGUCCCCGUCCUUGUGCGCUUCCUGUCGGGGAGCAACCCUCACGGCACCAGCCAGCACAGCUCCCAGGUGGGGCCCACUGCUACCCAAGCUAUGCAAGAGUUCCUGACCAGGCUCCAAGUGCACCUUUCCUCCACCUGUCCCCAAAUGUUUAGCGAGUUCCUGCUUGAGCUGAUGCAUAUUCUAUCAAUGGAGAGGGGACCCUUCCUGUCAGGCCAGGGUCCACUGGACGCCCAGGUCAAGCUGCUGGAGUUCACCCUGGAGCAGAGCUUCGAGUCGGUGUCCGUGGGCACCAUCAUGGCCGUCAUCGAGUCUAUCACCUUCCUGGUGCACCACUACAUCACCUGCUCCGACAAGGUGGUGUCGCGCAGCGGCUCGGACAGCUCGGUGGGCGCGCGCGCCUGCUUCGGCGGCCUCUUCGCCAACAUCAUCCGGCCCGGCGACGCCAAGGCCGUGUGUGGUGAGACCACGCGCGACCAGCUCAUGUUCAACCUGCUCAAGCUGGUCAACACGCUGGUCAAGCUGCCGCUCACCGCCGACGGCAAGUUCAGCGGCCGCGUGCAGCCCGUGGGAAACAGCUCCAGCGACAGCGUCUCGGACGAGGAGAAGGUGUGCGGGAGCAAGGAGGGGGCCGGACCGGGCGGAGCAGCCCCACACCAGGGCCCUGCCGUCGGGGUGGCAGACCUGGUACUGGGCAACCAGCAGGUCAUGAGCCAGAUCCUCUCGGCUCUGGGCCAAUGCAACAGCAGUGCUAUGGCCAUGAUUAUAGGAGCGAGUGGCCUCCACCUGACCAAGCACGAGAACUUCCACGGCGGUCUGGACGCCAUCUCUGUGGGCGAUGGCCUCUUCACCAUCCUCACCACCCUGAGCAAGCGGGCCACCUCCGUGCAGGUUAUGCUGCAGCCCAUCCUCACCUACAUGGCCUGCGGCUACAUGGGCCGACAGGGUUCUCUGUCCACUUGUCAGCUGUCUGAGCCUCUACUUUGGUUCAUUCUGAGAGUGUUGGACACCAGUGAAGCACUCAAGGCCUUCCAUGACAUGGGUGGAGUGCAGCUCAUCUGCAACAACAUGGUGACGAGUACGCGGGCCAUCGUGAACACGGCGCGCAGCAUGGUCUCCACCAUCAUGAAGUUCCUGGACUCCGGCCCUGGCAAGACAGCCGACGGCAGCCUCAAGGCCCGUGUCCUGGCCUCAGAGCCGGACAAUGCAGAGGGCCUGCACAACUUCGCUCCACUUGGCACCAUAACCUCCAGCAGCCCCACUGCCCAGCCGGCUGAGGUGCUACUUCAGGCCACACCCCCUCACCGCCGGGCGCGCUCAGCGGCCUGGUCCUACAUUUUCCUGCCGGAGGAGGCCUGGUGUGACCUCACCAUCCACCUACCGGCCGCUGUGCUGCUCAAAGAGGUCCACAUCCAGCCGCACCUAGCCUCGCUAGCCACCUGCCCAUCGUCGGUGUCUGUGGAGAUCAGCGCGGACGGUGUCAACAUGCUCCCGCUGUCCACACCGGUCAUCACCAGCGGCCUGACCUACAUCAAGAUCCAGCUGGUGAAGGCGGAGGUGGCGUCGGCCGUGUGCCUGCGGCUACACCGGCCGCGGGACGCCAGUACCCUCGGCCUGUCCCAGAUCAAGCUGCUCGGCCUCACAGCCUUCGGCAACACCUCCUCCGCUACGGUCAACAAUCCCUUCCUGCCCUCCGAGGACCAGGUGUCCAAGACCAGUAUUGGCUGGCUGCGUCUGCUGCACCACUGCCUGACGCACGUGAGUGACCUGGAGGCUCUGAUGGCCAGUGCGGCCGCCCCCACGGCCAACCUGCUGCAGACGUGCGCCGCGUUACUCAUGUCGCCCUACUGCGGCAUGCACUCACCCAACAUCGAGGCCGUGCUGGUCAAAAUCGGCCUGCAGUCCACCACCAUCGGCCUCAAGCUCAUCGACAUCCUGCUGCGCAACUGCGCCGCCUCUGGCACAGACCCCAAUAAUCUGAACAGCCCCCUGCUCUUUGGGAGGCUCAACGGCCUCUCAUCCGACUCCACCAUCGACAUCCUCUACCAGCUGGGUACCACUCAGGACCCUGGCACCAAAGACAGGGUUCAGGCGUUGCUGCAGUGGGUGCACGAUUCCGCCUGCGUGGCGGCCAUGAAGAGAAGCGCUCCGCUGGGCUACAUGGGCCCGAGCGCCUCCUCGCCCCGCGAGUACGGCCUGCUCAUGCCCUCGCCCUCACACCUCCACUGCGUGGCGGCCAUCUUGUGGCACAGCUACGAGCUGCCGGUGGACUACGACCUGCCUGCGCUGCUCAACCGAGAGCUCUUUGAGCUGUUGUAUAACUGGUCCAUGUCGCUGGCCUGUAACAUGGUUCUGAAGAAGGCGGUGGACAGCCUGCUGUGCUCCAUGUGCCACAUUCACCCCAGCUACUUCUCUCUGCUCAUGUCCUGGAUGGGCAUUGUGCCCACGCCGGCCGCCCAAUCGCAGUCCCAGUCGCGCCACCGCCUCUCCCUCACCGACGACGGCAAGAAGCAGCACGACGCGGCGGCCGCCGCCACCAGCUCGGCGUCCGGCGGCGGGGGCCUGACGGACGACUCCAAGCACGCUCGCUCCCCGCCCGCCCUGUCCGAGUCGCAGCUGGCCACCCUGGCUGCCGCGUCCCAGUCGCCGGGCGCCAUCCAGCAGCUGCUGGACUCGGGUCUGCCCUCACUCCUGGUGCGCAGCCUGGCCGGCCUCUGCUGCAACUUGCUGGCCAGCGCCAACCUCCCCUUGCCUGGCUCCGCCUCGUCCGCUGCCGCGGCAGCCGCCUCGUCCUCCUCUUCACCGUCCGAGCGACGGCAUCAGCAUCACUACCACCACAGCUAUCACAACCUCCCCUCCACCUCCUCCUCCUCCUCCUCCUCCUCAUCGCCGCCGCCGGUGAGCCGUGCCACGCUCUCCCCGGAGCUGGCGGCGCCAGUGCUGCGCUUCCUGACGGAAGUGGGCAACAGCCACGCCAUGAAGGACUGGCUAGGCGGCCCAGAGGUCAACCCGCUGUGGACAGCGCUGCUCUUCCUGCUGUGCCACUCCAGCGCCAGUGCUGGAACCAGCACCAGCAACAACACCAACAACGGCGGCAGCAGCAGCAGUAACGGCCGGGCAACAUGUGGGGCGUCGGCAUCAGCAGCCGGGGGGUCCACAGCCGGUCCCUCUUCAUCAUUAUCGUCCCCCUCUUCCUCUGCCGGACCCUCUGUCCCCCCUCCCUCCUCCCCAGUGCAGGCCUCCGGCUCACGGUACUCUCUGGGCACGAGCGGCCGGGCAGGUGGACUCACCACUCAGCAGCGGACCAGCAUCGAGAACGCCACAGUGGCCUUCUUCCUGCAGUGCAUUUCCUGCCACCCCAACAACCAGCGCCUCAUGGCACAGGUCCUGUGUGAGCUUUUCCAGUCGGCUCCUCAGCGCGGGAACGUGCCCAUCUCUGGCAACAUCUCGGGCUUCAUCCGCAGGCUCUUCCUGCAGCUCAUGCUGGAGGACGAGAAGGUCACAGUCUUCCUGCAGUCGCCCUGUCCGCUGUAUAAGGGACGCAUUAAUGCCACCAGUCAUGUGAUCCAGCACCCCAUGUAUGGGGCAGGGCACAAGUACCGCACCCUUCACUUGCCCAUCUCCACCACCCUGGCCGACGUCCUAGACCGAGUCUCAGACACUCCCAGCAUCACAGCCAAGCUGAUCAGUGAGCAGAAGGAGGACAAGGAGAAGAAGAACCACGAGGAGAAGGAGAAGAUGAAGACCGACAACGGUUUCCAGGACAACUACAGUGUUGUCGUAGCCUCAGGCCUGAAGUCUCAGUCCAAGAGGGCCCUGUCCACCCCUCCACGGCCUCCGUCUCGACGAGGUCGGGUGAUGAGUGACAAGCUGUCUGCCUCCUCUGGCGUUGACCCUGCUGCCAAAACCGUCAGUGUGCCUGUCUUCCACCUCUACCACAAGCUGCUCCCAGGUCAACCUCUGCCUGGAGAGAUGACCCUGGCCCAGCUGCUGACCCUGCUGUACGAUCGCAAGCUGCCCCAGGGCUACCGCUCCAUCGACAUGACUGUCAAGCUGGGCUCCAAGCUCAUCGCUGACCCGGGCCUGUCCAAGACCGAUUCCUUCAAGCGCCUACGCACAGAGAAAGAACACAGUGAGAUGCUGAGCAGCUGUCCCGAGGACGAGCCCAUGACUCCGGGCGAGGAGUGUCUGGACGCAGCCAUCGACGAGUCCCUGCUGGAGACCAACCCCAUCCAGUCCCCCCUGCAGGUGUUCGCCGGCAUGGGCGGCCUGGCCCUGAUCGCCGAGAGGCUGCCCAUGCUCUACCCCGACGUCAUCCAGCAGGUGAGCGCUCCAGUGGUGGCCUCCAGCACCCAGGAGAAGCCCAAGGACAGCGACCAGUUUGAGUGGGUGACCAUCGAGCAGUCGGGCGAGCUGGUCUACGAGGCGCCCGAGACCAUCGCCGCCGAGCCGCCGCCCAUCAAGUCGCCGGUGCAGACCAUGUCGCCCAUCCCGGCCCACUCGCUGGCCGCUUUCGGCCUCUUCCUGCGCCUGCCUGGCUACGCCGAGGUGCUGCUCAAGGAGCGCAAGCACGCCCAGUGCCUGCUGCGCCUCGUGCUGGGAGUGACGGACGACGGAGAGGGCAGCCAUAUCCUGCAGUCUCCCUCAGCUAACGUGUUGCCCACGCUGCCCUUCCACGUGCUGCGCGCCCUCUUCAGCUCCACGCCGCUGACCACCGACGACGGGCUACUGCUGCGCCGCAUGGCCCUGGAGAUCGGCGCCAUCCACCUCAUCCUGGCCUGCCUGUCCGCCCUCAGCCACCACGCCCCGCGUGUGCCCAGCACCAAUGGCAACCAGAACGAGCCGCAGGUGGUGUCGGGCCACGGCGGCGGCACCAGUGAGGAGCAGCAGCUGUACUGGGCCAAGGGCACGGGUUUCGGCACCGGCUCCACCGCCUCGGGCUGGGACGUGGAGCAGGCCCUCACCAAGCAGCGCCUGGAGGAGGAGCACGUCACCUGCCUACUGCAGGUUCUGGCCAGCUACAUCAACCCAGCCGGCUGCCUGAACCACGGCGAGGCCCCCAGCAGUGAGAGCCGGGGCCACAACAGCACCGCUCUCCCCUCGGUGCUGCAGGAGCUGCUCAGCCAGUCCUGCCUCAUCCCCGCCAUGUCCUCCUACCUGCGCAACGACUCCGUGCUGGACAUGGCUCGUCACGUGCCGCUGUACCGGGCGCUGCUGGAGCUGCUGCGGGCCAUCUCCACCUGCACAGCGCUGGUGCCGCUGCUGCUGCCGCUGUCGGGCGACCCGGGCCAGGAGGAGGACGAGGAGGAGCGCUCCGAGGGACAGACCUCUGUGGGCAUGCUGCUGGCCAAGAUGAAGACCUGCGUGGACACGUACACCAACCGCCUCAGGUCGAAAAAAGACAAGAGCAAAGGAGUGGUGAAGGCCGAGCCGUCGGACCCCGAGCCGGAGGGCCUGACCCUACUGGUGCCCGACAUCCAGAGGACAGCCGAGAUCGUCUACGCCGCCACCACCAGCCUGCGGCAGGCCAACCAAGAAAAGAAGCUGGCCGAGUCCUCUAAGAAGACGUCCACCAGGCCCAAGCCCCUGUCCAUUCUGCGCUCUCUGGAGGAGAAGUAUGUGGCGGCCAUGAAGAAGCUCCAGUUUGACACAUUUGAGAUGGUGUCGGAGGACGAGGAUGGCAAGCUGGUGUUUAAGGUGAACUACCACUACAUGUCUCAGGUGAAGAAUGCCAGCGAUGCCAACAGUGCCGCGCGGGCACGCCGGCUGGCCCAGGAGGCCGUCACCCUGUCCACCUCGCUGCCCCUCUCCUCUUCCUCCUCAGUCUUCGUCCGCUGUGACGAGGAGCGCCUCGACAUCAUGAAGGUCCUGAUUACUGGUCCGGCAGACACCCCAUAUGCAAACGGCUGCUUUGAGUUUGACGUGUACUUCCCCCAGGACUACCCCAACUCGCCCCCUCUGGUCAACCUGGAGACCACCGGGGGACACAGUGUGCGCUUUAACCCCAACCUCUACAACGACGGCAAAGUGUGUUUAAGUAUCCUGAACACUUGGCAUGGUCGACCAGAGGAGAAGUGGAACCCGCAAACCUCUAGCUUUUUACAGGUGCUAGUGUCUGUUCAGUCUCUGAUCCUGGUGGCAGAGCCAUACUUUAACGAGCCUGGCUACGAGCGCUCGAGGGGAACGCCCAGUGGCACACAAAGCUCCCGCGAGUACGACGGAAACAUCCGGCAAGCCACCGUCAAGUGGGCCAUGCUGGAACAGAUGAGGAACCCCUCUCCCUGCUUCAAGGAGGUGAUCCAUAAGCACUUUUACCUGAAGCGUGCCGAGAUCAUGGCCCAGUGUGAGGAGUGGAUCACAGACAUCCAGCAGUACAGCAGCGACAAGAGAGUGGGCCGCACCAUGUCCCACCACGCUGCAGCUCUCAAGAGGCACACAGCACAGCUGAGGGAGGAACUGCUGAAGCUGCCCUGCCCAGACGGCCUGGAGCCUGACGGGGAGGAGUUCUCCGAGAAAACCUCCGCCCUCAUGGUCAAGGAGCUACCCAAUCAGGACGGGGAGAAGCCGGGCGGCAGCCAGGACGCUCACUGCAGCGAGGGACAGUUAUGAGGCUCUCGAUCUCGAAAGCUUCCUCCUGUCGGUGCCAGCCCCACCGCCCUACCCUUGCCCAUUCUUCCUCCUCCUCUUCCUCCUCACACGACUAUUACCAUUGAUAUUAAAUAGACUGUUCAUGGCAGUGAAAGCCUGGAUUUUGUCAAUAUUUGUAUGUAAGAAUCUAAUUAUGUAAUCGCUGAAAAAAAAAAAACCCACAGAGGACGACCUGCAAAGCAUCCAAGCUGAGACCAGAGGGAAAAAAACAAUCUGCUUCUAAACCCCCGGAGAUGACACAGAACUAUGCUUCAGUAUCCCCAUACAAGAAAAAGAAAAAACAAGGCGCCACAUACAAACGAGCUUUUAUUUACGUGUAAAAGAGUGUAAACUUUUAUGUGUUUUUUUUUUUUUUUUUUUUGUUUUGUUUCUUUAUUAUUAUUUGUUUUUCAAUUGUGAAAUAACCACUGACUGGUAUGUUAUUAAACUUGUUUAUGUAUACAUAAUGACCGAGGAAAUCAGAGUAUAUGAGGGAACUACCUUUAGAUGAGAAUGUUUACUGAAUGUUCAUUUCCAUUUGUUUUAUUGGUUUCUUUCUUUUUCUUUUCUUUUUUUCCCUUUUUGUUUUGUUUUCCUGACUUAGCAAGGACGGUAACCAAGGAUAUAUUGGUCAUUUGCGAUACUAUUUAAAAAAAAGAAAAAAAAGGAAGAUCUAUAAAACACACACCCAACACUUCCUCUCCCCUCAGACGUUUGAGGAUUCUUCUGAUUUCCCCAUUGACAUCGCUUAUUUGGUUUAUACAGAAAACCUGUAAACUUCAAUAAAGGCUGAAAUGGAUAUUCUUAACCGCUAUGAUCACUUGUCGCCCUCUCACUUGCUGGUAAGAGACCAGCGUCAUGCUUUAACUCCCCUUUUUAAUUGCUCACUAACUUUCAAUGCAAGUUUAAUAAAUGCAAUCUAUUCUACUUUGCACACAUA